CUGCGAGUAGUGGUAGCACACGCACGUACCAGCAUCCAGUUCCAGCGACCGGAGCCGGCGAGACACCGAGGCGUCGGUGCAGCCAGCAGCCAUGUCUCGCUCCGGAGCCCUCGCGGUGCUGUUGCUCCUGGUGCUCGCCGCCAGGGCGGCCGCGGCGAUCAAGCCAUUGGAGGAGCAGCCGCAGGGCGGCAAGUGGGCGGACCAGCUCACGGCGGGAGCGGCGAUCACGCCAUCGGAGGAGCAGCCGCAGGACGGCAAGCCGGCGGGCCACCUCACGGCGGGAUCGGCGAUCCAGCCAUCGGAGGAGCAGCCGCAGGACGGCAAGCGGGCGGACCACGUCGCGGCGAGAGCGGCGAUCACGCCAUCGGAGGAGCAGCCGCAGGACGGCAAGCAGGCGGGCCACCUCACGGCGAGGGCGGCGAUCCAGCCAUCGGAGGAGCAGCCGCAGGGUGGCAUGCGGGCGGGCCACCUCACGGCUGCCAAGGGCCUGCUGGAGGAGGAGCCCGCCGCGCGGCUGGCGUACGUCCGGACGGAGGAGAAGAAGGACAGCGAGGACGCGGCGACGAUGCCGUUGGAGGGGAUGAAGCCCGGCGGCGGCGUGGCGAUCCAGCAGGGCGGCGACCCGGGCACGGUGCCGUCGGGGAGCGGCGAGCACGCGAAGGAGGAGAGCGGCGAGCACGGCAAGGAGGGGAGCAGCAGCACCAGCAAGGAGGGGGAGAAGUCGGCCAAGAGCUGCCUGACCAAGGAGGAGUGCCACAAGAAGCGGCUGCUGUGCGGCAAGGGCUGCACCCUCUCCGCCCACGCCAAGUGCGCCGCCAAGUGCUCCAAGUCCUGCAUCGCCACCUGCUAGGCGCCCCCCGCCGCCGCCGUCGACGUACGGCCGGGUCCUUGAGCUCUACGGCGGCCGUCUUGAUCAUCAUUAGGUUGUUUUGGUGAAGGGAAUAAGGGAAGGGACACGCUGCAGCUAGCUGCAUGUCUGCAUGUGUGGUGUAGCGUAGCCUCUCGAUAUAUCGUCUUCGUGUCGUCGCCGUUGGUGUAGUGUUUUGACGUGUCCCCGUGUUUGUUCGUGUGUGAUUAGGGCUAAUAUUCGUUAUGUCAUUUCCA
Molecule: messenger RNA, 1104 nt
Organism: Triticum urartu
Lineage: Eukaryota; Viridiplantae; Streptophyta; Magnoliopsida; Poales; Poaceae
Source: RefSeq, a predicted model, not a curated record